ACUUGGAUUGUAUGUCAUUAAAUUCUGCUAUUAUAUUAAUGUUCUAUUUCAUUUAGACAUUUCAUAUUGUACGUGCUGCAUAUCAGGUUAUUCAAAACUAUUUUAAUCCACAGCAUUUGAAAGAACAAUCGUGCGUUUAAAACAAGUGCUGAUUCAGGACGGUGCAGUUCUUAUAACUGGGUCACAUUACUUUUGAGUUCAGUGAGCAGGAGGCAGGACUUGGGACAACCUCUCUCUUUACUGUAAGUUCUCUUUCUUACCUUCUCAUAAACUGCUUGCAAUGCAUUGCUGCUUUGACUUGUGAAGAAACAACAAGUACUUGAUCUGAUUUCAACACAGCAUACUGAAGUUAAAGGGAAAGCCAUGAAUUAUUCCUCAACAAACACAACAUCUUGUGAAGACGGCACUGACGGCUUCAAACAGAUCAUGUACCCUGUAACGUACAUUAUUAUUUUUGCACUGGGAAGUGCUGGCCACUCGUUAUCUAUCUGUGUCUUCUUCAAACAGUGGAAAAAACAGAGGAGUUUAACGCCAGUCAACUUGUUAAUGGUAAACCUGUUGUUUUCAGACCUGAUGCUGGUCUGCUCUUUGCCCUUGAGGGUCGCCUACUACUUACAACACUCCUACUGGCCGUUUGGUGACAUCCCAUGUCGACUCAGCUUUUACGUGUUUUAUCUCAACAUGUACAGCUCGGUCUAUUUUCUGGUGGCUCUUAAUAUCUUGCGUUACAUAGCGCUGGUAUGGCCGUACCUGUACAUGCGCAUGCAGACCAGCUGCGGUGUGGUCAUCAUCUGCGCCAGCAUUUGGAUAUUGAUGGCUUUGGCCUGCAGUCCGCUGUUGUUCUCCAGCACAGAUAAAGAAAAGGUGGGCAGUACUCGGUGUCUGGAGCUAUCGUUGGUGAAUGUGGACAAAAUGCUCUUCAUUAACAACAUCUCACUUGUUAUGGGCUUCGUGGUGCCGUUGGUGAUCAUCAUUUUUUGCUCUGUAUUUGUCGUGAAGAGUCUUCUGACUCCUAGUCCUGCGCUUGGCAAGACUAGACCUUCAAGGAGGAAGGCGUGCGCUUUGGUCAUCAUCAGUCUUGGGAUCUUUCUUGUCUGCUUCUUGCCUUAUCACGUAGUAAGGACAGUCUUCUUAUCUGCUGAGAAACAGCUCAAGAUGAAUGGAAAUUCGAGUUGUAACUCCAUUUGGGUUGUGCGCAAGGCCGCCGUCAUAACACAUUGCUUGUGUACUACCAACAGCUGUCUGGAUCCCUUGCUUUUCUUUUUUGUCGGGGAAAAUUUCAGAUCGUUCUCUGCAAAGUUUCUGGCAAGAAGAAGAACGAGCAAAAUGAGAAGCACUUUGCGACAGGAAGAGCUGCAGGUUUUAAAGAAGUAAAUGAAAUGGAUGGACAGAUAACAAAGACUUGAGGGAACGCAUUGUUUUUUAGAUAAUUCUGCAGAAGCAGGAAACAACUUCUUUUGUGUUUUGUUUAACCUUUUGUUGUGAUCAGACACAUGGAGGUGAAAAGCUAGAGAGGAGUGCUUUUGGGUAUUAGUAAGCAUUCCUUUUCAACGCCGGUAUCUGUGUAAAGCUGCUUGCUGUCUGUGCUACCACCAGUAGCAUUGCAUUGCAACAUAUUGACACUUGCAAUGUAUUACAUAUAUAUGUUGUCACCUUAUAGUUUAAAGAACAAACACCAAACUGAUAAAACCACAAUACUCAGACAAAUGCACAAAUUGAAGUCAUGCCUUAUGUUUAUUUAUUUCUUUGCUUAAGAGCAUGCAUGAGCUAAAUGUAAAUGUUAUAACAGUGUUGUUAGAUUUUAUACCUUGUUUCAAACAUUACAUUAAAAUGGUUUAGAAGCAAGAUAUUUUAACGAAUGGUUGUAACCAAAUCGUUCAUGAGCCCUCUAGUGAUGUGAAUGAUCCCUUAUGCCAUAUUUGUGCAACCUUAUGUAUAAAAAAAUCAUAGUAUAGCCUUUAGUAUGUUUCUAGUAUAUAUAGGCCUUAAAGUGUGUCAAUCCUGUAGUGAGGUUUCACAUCCGGCGUCAUCACUUAUGUGGCCCAUGAAUUGAGCCCUAUCAGGAAGCAUAAUGCUUGUGGCUUCCUGAAGGCACCUGUUUCUCACAGUCUAGCCUAUCAGAACAUUAAACCGAGUCUUUGUACAUAUUUGUACCCAGACGUAUUUUUCAAAGGUGUAUGCUUAAUGUAUUUGUUGUUAUGAGGUAGUUCACGAGGAAGUUUUCUCGUGUGUCGUGGAGCGUGUAAUGACGUUUAACAUCAGUUGAUAUCUUUAUUUCACAUCUGCACCUUCUUCAUUAACCAUGAAACCAAAAAACAUGGUUAAAUGGCUACUGUAGUAAAUACAGUAAUCAAUUAUAUGCAAAAUAUGGUUAAUUUUGUAACGGCUCAUUUGCAUUUGACUUGUUUUGUUACACUGCAUUCAGUGUCAUGAUGACAAUCUACACAAGUCUUUCUAUUCUGCUUCUAUUUUCUAUUCUUACCAAUAGAAGAUAUAAAACUACUGACGUCACCGUUUCCAGAGCAAUUGUUUUGUUUGUACAUCAAAAGAUUGCUCUGAUUGUCAAAACAAUACUGCUUCCUCUUUCGUUUAAUCCAUAAAUGGAAGUGCCUUUACCAAAGUACCUCCCCUUAUAACACAUCUUAAGUUGAAAUGCAUAAGAAACAUAAAUCAUUACACGUGGUUGUGUCUUAAAGUUUUCAGAGCUGCCUACCCUGCUGAAAAAAACAAUAAAACCAUUACAGAAAAUUCUAAUGGUUUCCAUUAAAAUACUAUUAGCUUUUACCAUUAAAACCACUACACUGUAGUGUUUUGGGCCAUAUUCCAUUAGAACCAAUACAUGCCAUUAGAGACCAACAAAAACUAAUACACUGUAGUGUGUUUUGGGCCAUAUUCCAUUAAAACCAAUAAAAUUCCCAAUGAAACCAAUAAAACCAUUAGAAUUUACUGUAAUGGUUUUAUUGUUUUUUUCAGCAGGGUACCUAGACUCUUAAUCAUAAAGGUACUUAAUAUGUUUUAGUUUAGUUGUGUGUUUCCAUAAAAAGCCAUCCACGUAACCUUUUUAUUGCACAAAAUGUUGAUUUGUUACGUCAACACAACUGUAUGCGCUUAGCUGACUGAGAAUACGCCAUAUAUGCUGUCUAUGUAGUCAGCUCACUAUAGGUUUUGAAAUGUAACCCCAUUUAUGGUUGCUUUUAAGGGUUUGUGAUUACAACUGUUUAUUCGAGCAAAAAUAUCAUAAUCUCGUAACAUUGUCUUGUAAAAUUGUGGUGAAUGAAAAUUAUUUAUAUUGUGUUAUUGUGCUGGGCAGGGUUUUUCCCAGCGUGCUUACAAAUACUGAACAGUUCUGACAGUUAAAUGUUAUUUAAUGUGUAUGUAAACGAAAUGUUUUAUGUUCUGUUUUAUUGUUUUUGUUUAGUCAUUUUGCUUGUUACUGCAUUUAAAUAACAGGGUUUAUGGUUGGAGGAUGUAUUGUUGAAAAUUGCCUAAAUAAAGGAGCAAUUAAUAACAAUCUUCUCUUUAUUUUACCCUCCAAAACUACAUUAAUGUGCAAUAUUAAUAAUGUUAAAAUAUCCCAACAUUUUUAGAUUCUAAUUCGUGGUUGGGAGAAAUAUGGAAAUUUCCCCAA
Misgurnus anguillicaudatus (oriental weatherfish) is the source of this 3628-nucleotide messenger RNA. RefSeq names its product cysteinyl leukotriene receptor 2a (gene cysltr2a). The record is from RefSeq and is a predicted model, not a curated record. Lineage: Eukaryota; Metazoa; Chordata; Actinopteri; Cypriniformes; Cobitidae. Gene Ontology annotation, molecular function: G protein-coupled receptor activity. Gene Ontology annotation, biological process: G protein-coupled receptor signaling pathway. Gene Ontology annotation, cellular component: plasma membrane.